Trifolium pratense (red clover) is the source of this 672-nucleotide messenger RNA. RefSeq names its product glycine-rich RNA-binding protein 3, mitochondrial-like. The record is from RefSeq and is a predicted model, not a curated record. Lineage: Eukaryota; Viridiplantae; Streptophyta; Magnoliopsida; Fabales; Fabaceae. The transcript has 2 exons. Bases 94 to 480 code for a protein of 128 amino acids.
UUAAUCAUCUUUUAUAUAGCUUAUCUAGUAAUAACUAUAAAUAGUUCCUUAUUGUAUUCAUAUUUACCUGCAAUAUAUUAUUAGUUGACAAGGAUGAAAAUCAAGCUUUUUAUCUUCAUGUUCUUUCUAUGUGCAUUAAUUCUUUUCUCUGUUGUGGCAAUUGAGCCAUCCAAAGGUGAAAAACAAUUUGGUACAAUAGAAAAAUCGAAAACAAAAAUUGGAGUAGAUGAGUGGACAGUUUGGGGAGGAUGGUGGGGAAGCUGGUUUGGAAAUGGCAGUAAAGGAAACAAAAAAGGUGGACAUGGCUCAAGUGGAUCAGGCUCGGAAAAAAAUGAUGGCCAAGGAGGUGCACACGGAAGUGUCGAACAAAGUAGCGGUACAAAAGACAAAGGAAAUGAAUACAAUGGAGGAGGAGAAGGAGAAAGAGGAGAAGAUAAUAUAAAUGGUUUUGAAGGUGACAUAGGAGAGGGAUCUCCAUGAAAACAAGAUGCAUGUGUGUAUUGUAUCCCAUGCAGUAUGUGAAGUAAAAGCAUGGUCUCUAUCUUACUCGAUGUCUAAUCUAUACUACGAUGAACAUAUUUCGCUAAAUCAAUGUCUUUCGUUGAUAUCUCUAUAUUGUACCGCUUAUAUUAUCAAAGUUAAAUAGAUAAGAAGUACUAUGGUUUUAUGUUA